AUGGCUUCCAAUAUUUGUGUCAAUUUGUUGUUCCCUUGUAUUACAAUCCUUCACUUGAUUUUUACAUUGGCUCGCUCCGAAAAUUAUAUCAUUCACAUGGAUUUAUCAGCUAUGCCAAAAGUAUUCUCAAAUCAACAUAGUUGGUAUGAAUCUACCCUUUCUAAGGUCACUGCCAACAAUAAUUUAACCUCUUCUAAAAUCAUUUAUACAUACACCAAUGUUAUGAAUGGUUUUUGUGCAAAUCUAUCACCUAAAGAGCAUGAAGCUCUCAAAACCUCUCCCGGUUACAUUUCCUCAAUACCUGAUUUACCUUUGAAACUUCACACAACACACUCACCACAAUUCCUUGGCCUCAAUCCAUUUGAAGGGGCAUGGCCAGCUUCUAAGUUUGGUCAAGAUGUCAUUAUUGGUUUGAUUGACUCAGGUGUUUGGCCCGAGAGUGAAAGUUUUAAUGAUAAUGGAAUGACUAAAAUCCCUUCAAAAUGGAAAGGGAAGUUAUGUCAAUUUGAAAAUAGCAACAAUUCAUCAUUUUGCAACAAGAAACUCAUUGGAGCAAGAUUCUUCAAUAAAGGGUUAUCUGCGAAAAAUUCGAACAUUAAUACAACAAUAGUGAACACUACACGUGACACAAAUGGUCAUGGAACCCACACUUCAACAACAGCAGCCGGAAAUCAAGUUGAUGGUGCAUCUUUCUUUGGUUAUGCAAAUGGAACGGCAAGGGGAAUAGCUACAUUGUCUAGAGUGUCUAUGUACAAGAUUGUGUGGGGACAAAAUGAAGAUCCAAUUGCAAUUUCAUCUGAUAUAAUGGCUGCAAUUGAUGCUGCAAUAUCGGACGGUGUUGAUGUUCUUUCGAUUUCAUUAGGUCCAACUUUUGAUUUACCUUUGAAUGAAGAUCCGAUUGCAAUAGCCUCUUUUGCAGCUAUGGAAAAAGGUAUUUUUGUGUCUUGUUCAGCAGGUAAUGACGGCCCCGAUUUUAAAACUCUUCGCAAUGGAACACCAUGGUUGACAACUGUUGCUGCUGGUACUAUGGAUCGUGAAUUUCAUGCGACUCUUACACUUGGUAAUGGAGUCUCACUCACAGGUUGGUCUAAUUAUCUAGGAAAUUUCUCUGCUAGCAAUUUGCCAAUUGUUUUCAUGGGUUUGUGCGACAAUGUUACAGAAUUAAUCAAAGUGAAGAACAAUAUUGUGGUUUGUGACGAUGGAGAUAUUAUUGAACAAUAUUCUUAUGUGUAUCAAGCAAACGUUGUUGGAGCUGUUUUCAUAUCAAAUAUAUCAAAUUUUGAUUUCUUUAGAAAAGAAGAGUAUAGUUUUCAAGACUUAAGUUAUGCAAACAUCUUUAUUAGUCCAAUAGAUGGAGAAAUCACCAAAUCAUACAUCAAGAAUAACUCUAUGUCAGCUUCAAUAGCAAAUAUGUCUUUCAAGUUAUCAAUUUUUGGAACUAAACCAGCACCUGGUGUUUACUCUUCUAGUUCGAGAGGACCAUCAAAUAGUUGUCCAUAUGUCUUGAAACCUGACAUUACGGCUCCUGAUACAUCAAUCUUAGCUGCAUGGCCCACAAAACUUCCUGUGUUGGAUCCUGUGACCGAAGUCUUCAACAAGUUCAAAUUUUUAACUGGAACAUCUACGUCAUGUCCUCAUGUUGCCGGUGUAGGAGCACUUUUAAAAGGAGCGCGUGUUGAUUGGAGCCCUGCAGCUAUAAGGUCGGCAAUUAUGACAACAUCAAACAUAUAUGAUAAUACUAAGGAACAUAUCAAAGACAUUGAAAAAGGUAAUGAAGUUGCAACUCCUCUUGCAUUGGGAGCUGGUUAUGUUGAUCCCAAUAGAGCACUUGACCCUGGUCUUGUUUAUGAUGUUGGUGUACAAGAUUAUGUUAAUCUUCUUUGUGCACUUAACUUCACACAAAAAAACAUCACUACGAUUACAAGAUCCUCUUUCAAUGAUUGUUCUAAACCUUCCUUGGAUCUUAAUUACCCUUCUUUUAUAGCUUUUUUCAAUGCUGGAAAUUCUUCUUCAAGGGCCAUCCAAGAAUUUCACAGAACAGUUACCAAUGUUGGUGAGGGACAAGCCAUUUAUGUUGCUAGCAUUAUGCCUGUUGAAGGAUACCGUGUUAGUGCUAUCCCAAAUAAGUUGAUGUUCAAUAAGAAGAAUGAGAUGCUAAGCUACAAGUUGAGGAUUGAAGGCCCUAGAAUGACACAAAAUAAUGAAGUAGCUUUUGGUUACAUCACAUGGCAGGAUGGGAAGCAUGUGGUGAGGAGCCCUAUUGUGGUAACUACCACCAAUUUCAAUUUGUAGAUCACUAUGU
Medicago truncatula (barrel medic) is the source of this 2302-nucleotide messenger RNA. Its product is annotated as subtilisin-like protease SBT3. The coding region runs from base 1 to 2292 and encodes 763 amino acids. The transcript has a single exon. Lineage: Eukaryota; Viridiplantae; Streptophyta; Magnoliopsida; Fabales; Fabaceae. The record is from RefSeq and is a predicted model, not a curated record. Gene Ontology annotation, biological process: proteolysis. Gene Ontology annotation, molecular function: serine-type endopeptidase activity.